Messenger RNA from Microtus ochrogaster (prairie vole), 1428 nucleotides. Its product is annotated as stabilizer of axonemal microtubules 1-like. NCBI's taxonomy places the organism in Eukaryota, Metazoa, Chordata, Mammalia, Rodentia, Cricetidae. The record is from RefSeq and is a predicted model, not a curated record. Gene Ontology annotation, molecular function: microtubule binding. Gene Ontology annotation, cellular component: cytoskeleton; sperm flagellum; ciliary basal body.
AUGGCACUCAUAAACAGAAAGUGCAUCUGCGACCUUUGCUCCUGUGGCAAGCAUCAUUGCCCACAUCCCGCCACCAAGAUUUAUGAGAAGACAGAGAAACCAUGUUUUUUCUCCGAAUACACCGAGAAGUAUCCUACCUAUCAAUCUUACAUGCCCCGAGAGUCCUUCAAACCUAAGGUGGAGUACCAGAAAGGAACUAUACCAAUGGAAGACCUGUCUACAACAAAGAGAGACUUUGGGGGUCACAACAUCGUAUCGGUGAAACACCAUAGUCCCGAAAAGUUCACUCCCAGCCAAGAUGAAAUGGAUUUCCUCACAACGUAUAACCAACACUACAACUACCAUCCUGACAGUCGAGUGAGCCCCAUCAAACCUCGAGACAACAGACAGCCAUGUACCGACAAAAUGGAGAGUGUGCCUACGUACAAAGCGCAUUAUUUACCUUGGAACCAGCAAAGGAGACCUCCAUUUCGUCCACAGGAAGCAUACCGUCCUUCGUCCUGUAGGUUCGAUCAUAGAACCACACACCAGGACGAUUACCCCAUAAAAGAUCUGGUGGAUACGGUGAAUUACAAACCCCCAAAUGUGCCAAAGCUCUGUAAUGUUCCCCUGGAGAAUAUGACAAGCUACAAAUCGACCUAUGUGGCCCAUCCUUUGGAGAAACGGUAUGUGUACGAGGCGGAGAAGUAUAAACCAUGUGAAAUCCCUUUUGACGGCCUUACCACCCACAAAGAUUCUUACAAGGGUUUUAUGGGGGAGCCUGCGAAGAGCUGGAAACCUGUGUCCAAGCACUCUGGGCUAGACAUACCUUUUCCAACCAGCACCGAAUUUCGAGAUAAAUUCCAAGCUUGGCCAACACAGCAAAUAGUCCCCAAAGAGCCUAUCCCUUAUAUCCCACCUGAAGGGAAGAUGGAUCUUCUGACAACUUCGCAAGUUGACUUCAAGUGCACUAAUGGUAUUCCUGCCCAGCCCUGCCUGCCAGUCUACCACAUAAAGAAGAGCGACCGCUUUGAAGGGUCCACCACCACCAAAGAGGAUUACAAACAGUGGGCCAACGUCCUCAGAGAGCCACUCAAACCUCCUCCUCAGCUGAAAUUCUCUGAUGAGCCUAUGGAUUACAUGACCACCAAUCGCGCCCACUAUGUGGCCCAUACACCUAUCAAUACCAAAAGCUGCAAGCCUUCCUGGUCCGGCCCUCGUGUAAACAUCCCGGUAGAAGGCCAGACCACCUAUUCUACCAGUUUUACUCCGAAGGAAAUUCAAAGGUGCCCAGCUUCAUAUUCUGAACCCCCUGGCUACAUCUUUGAGGAGGUGGAUGCUGUCGGGCAUAGAAUUUACAGGCCUGCUUCUCAACAGAGCAACCAUCGUGGCUUUGGUGAUGCGGAAUGCCCUAACCAGAGAGAGAUGGCAGUCCCAGCCUGCCAUUGA